Messenger RNA from Brettanomyces nanus, 1119 nucleotides. RefSeq lists its product as uncharacterized. The transcript has a single exon. Gene Ontology annotation, molecular function: triacylglycerol lipase activity. The record is from RefSeq and is a predicted model, not a curated record. NCBI's taxonomy places the organism in Eukaryota, Fungi, Ascomycota, Pichiomycetes, Pichiales, Pichiaceae. The coding region runs from base 1 to 1119 and encodes 372 amino acids.
AUGUCCCCCUUCCCGGGUAUCAAUGGUACUCCACCUUUAUCUAGAUACACCUCAAUACAUUACAGGCUAGGUACCUCAUUGUAUAAUACUCUCUACAGAGUAGAGCAACAACGAAAUGUAUCAUCUGGUAAAGAUAAUCUACUUAAUUGUACUGGAUUACGUGGCCACUACGAAACACCUAAGUAUCCCAUUAUUCUUUGCCAUGGAUUUUCAGGCUUUGACAGAUUGCUCUAUAUUCCUGCACUCAAGUUUUCCAUUGACCUAUCUUCGUUCAGAACAAGAACAGAGAAGAGACAGAGGAAGUCUGAAGUGUUAUAUAAGAAUUUGGUCGAGAAAGAUGACCAAGAACUAGAUGGGAAGACAAAUGUGGAUGCAGAUAGUGAGGACGCUGGAGGUUUACAGCUCUUUGAAUAUUGGCAUGGAAUUAAACAGUCCUUGGAAAAACAGGGAUGCCAAGUAUUGGUAGCCAAGGUACCACCUUUUGCCAAUAUUCAAACGAGAGCCCGUGCUUUGGAUGCCUUUAUCCAAGGAAAGGCCACCAGUUGGCAGAGAAAACACCAUUCAAAGGAGAAAGUUAAGUUUAAUCUAGUAGCACAUUCUAUGGGUGGAAUGGACUGCAGAUAUCUCAUUUCGAAGCUUGAACAUAACAACUAUGAAGUGGUAUCACUCACCACCAUUUCCACCCCUCACAGAGGCACGUACGCGGCAGAUUUUGUCAUGCAGAGAGCUCCAAAAGAGCUCAUCGAUCGUCAUUUCCCCUCUAUACGCCAGCUCACCAGAGAGUACUCUGCAAGAUUUAAUGACAAGGUCAGAGACGAUCCCACUGUCAAGUAUUUUAGCUUUGGUGCUUCUGCCAACCCCAAAUUCUUAAACAUGUACUAUCUACCUUGGUCCCUCAUAUCUGUAGAAGAGGGCCCCAACGAUGGAAUGGUAAGCAUAAAUAGCUGUAAAUGGGGGAAAUACAUGGGAUGUCUUAAUGGAGUAGAUCACAAGCAGUUGAUCAACUGGAUGGGUGGAAUUAAAAGGUUAAAAACCGCUAUUGGAAUACAGGAUAAAGGAUUCAAUCCACCGGCUUUCUAUUUGGACAUCGCAGAUAACUUGGCUAAAAAUGUAUUAUAA